Panicum virgatum (switchgrass) is the source of this 489-nucleotide messenger RNA. RefSeq names its product glycine-rich cell wall structural protein 1.0-like. NCBI's taxonomy places the organism in Eukaryota, Viridiplantae, Streptophyta, Magnoliopsida, Poales, Poaceae. The transcript has a single exon. The record is from RefSeq and is a predicted model, not a curated record. The coding region runs from base 1 to 489 and encodes 162 amino acids.
AUGGCCGGGCGCGCGCGGCGUCGCAGCGAGCAGGACGCGGCGGCCGCGGACGGUGGCCUGGGCGUGCGAGGCGGGUCGCGGCUCCGCCGAGCGAGGCGAAGGCGCGGCGCACAGCGGCCGGGCCUCGAGCUCCGCGCGCACGGCCGCCGGGCGCGCACGGGCGAGGCCGAGGUGGCCGGAGGCGGGCGGGGAGGUGGAGGUGGAGGUGCGUCGGUUGCAGCUGCGGAGCUCGAGCGAGCGCAGCGAGGCGGGCCGGCACCGGUGCGGCUGCGGAGCUCGAGCGAUCGCGGCGAGGCGGGCCGGGAGCAGGGAACUGCGGCGUCGGCUGCGGAGGUGCCUUCCUCCUCCGGGCGGCGCGGUGCGGCUCCCGGUGGUGGAGCGCACGGGACUCGGCGGCCGGCGCGGACAGCGGUGCGCGGCGGGGCAGAGGCCGGCGCGCGGUCGGGUGGCGGCGGCGGCGGCGGCGGCGUGUCGGACGGCGAGCGGUGA